GCAUUCUCUUUUAGUAACCAGCCCGCUGAUGACCAGACGUUAAAAUCUCGCCACAAAAAUCGCAUUGCUAAGUUGUCUGAAUUUCGUCGAAAAAGAAGAGUUAGGACAUAACCGGAAUAACUGGAAAGAAAAUAUCAAGAGAAGAAAAGAAAAGACACAAAGUAAAAGAGACAAAACAAAUUAACGAAUUCGUGCCUUCAGAAAGAAACUGCUGAGUGAAAUCAGUGUUCGGGUAAAGAUAUGUACGAGUGAAAGGGAACCGGAAUUAUUUCAUUUCGACAGUCGUUGGCAGUGCGAGCGACGACGUACAAGUGUCAGCGCUUGCUGAAAUUGUUGAUUGCUGGAGACACAUAAAAAGUCAGGCAGAAUAGUGUGAUAAGAUCUUUGCUAACAUUUGAAGCAAGAAGUUACAAUUUCUACGAUCAUUUAAAAAUGAGUACUUUGCAUCAGCCAUCAAUCUUAAGAGGUCAGCAGACAGGAAGAAAUCAGAAAAAAGAUUUAGUGCAUGAAUUAUUCAGUCGUGCAGCAAAAGUCCAUCCAAAUCAAACCGCGUUAUAUUACGAAGAUGACGCCGGCCAGGAAUACGUGCUGUCUUUUAAAGAAUUGGAUAACAUCACCAAUCAGUUGGCACGAGCUUUACAAAAGUACGAAAAGACUGAAACAACUUCUCAGUCAUUAAUAGCUGUCUGCAUGAACCCGUCGCAUUGGUUUCCAACUGUAUUACUUGGUGUACUGAAAGCAGGAAUGGCUUAUCUACCUUUGGACGCGGAAUUUCCGAUGUCUAGAGUGAAACACAUUCUCGAAGAAGCGCAACCAUUAAUAAUGGUGGUCGAGGAAAAAGCGGAUUUAUCAAUCUAUGAGGGAGCUUUAGUCGUGACGUAUAAACAACUUUUGGAGAAAGCUAAACAAGAACAAGAAGAUGCAUUACAAACUAAAGAGAGCUUGAAUCAACUAGCUAUGGUUCUUCAUACUUCCGGAAGUAUAGGAAUUUCCAAAGGUGUGCUUAUAUCGCAUGCUACUCUAUUGAAUCGUCUACAAUGGCAAUGGAGAGAACUUCCAUUCGCUGAUGAUGAAAAACGAUGUGUUUUUAAAACUUCCCUUACUUUCGUCGAUAGUGUUCCCGAAAUUUGGGGACCUCUUUUACAAAGCCGUACCCUAGUAAUUGUCCCGAAAAGCGUGACUAAAGAUCCGGAAAAGUUAGUACCGCUUUUAGAAAAACAUCAGAUACAACGCUUAAUUCUUGUGCCAUCGUUAUUGCGUUCAUUGCUCAUGUAUCUAAACUUGCGAGUGAGUAUGUAAAGUUAUAUUCCACAUGUAAUUUAUCGCAAUAAUAAGCGAACUUAUUAUUAUUACGUAAAAUUGUUGGGAAUUUUAAACGUGAUUUAAUGCAACAUUAUACGAAAAAUUAAGAACAACGUGCUUUCCUGACC
Temnothorax curvispinosus is the source of this 1430-nucleotide messenger RNA. Its product is annotated as mycosubtilin synthase subunit C-like. The transcript has 6 exons. Bases 433 to 1299 code for a protein of 288 amino acids. The record is from RefSeq and is a predicted model, not a curated record. NCBI's taxonomy places the organism in Eukaryota, Metazoa, Arthropoda, Insecta, Hymenoptera, Formicidae.